AUGGUUCACCCAGCUCAACAGCAAGCUUCCAAUCCUAGCAUCGUCGCAGUUUCCAUGCUGACACUCGAAGAGAGCAUCGAAAGGUUCUGGAAGACCGAGGAACUGACCGUCAGCAAUAACUACUCAAUCGAAGAGCGCCAUUGUGAAGAUUACUAUCAGUCCACCACGUCUCGAGAUACGACAGGCCGAUACAUCGUUCGUCUGCCGCGGAAGCCCGAUUUUGAUGCCAUGCUAGGGGAAUCCAGGACCAGUGCUCUUCAACGUUUCGAACAACUUGAACGGCGUCUCGAUCGGGAUCAGAAAUUGAAGGAGGAAUACCACAACUUCAUGAAGGAGUACCUCUCCCUCGGCCACAUGCGUCUGGCCGAAACGGACGACGGAAUUCACUCCAACACUUACUAUCUACCCCACCACCCCGUGAUGAAGGAGGAAAGUACGACCACCAAAGUGAGAGUCGUAUUCGAUGGUUCGGCUCGUACUUCUACCGGCUUCUCUCUCAAUGAAGCUCUCUGUGUGGGUCCGGUGGUUCAAGAUGACCUUCUCGCUAUUAUCCUUCGGUUUUUGACAUACCCCGUGGCUCUCGUCAGCGAUGCAGCGAAAAUGUACAGACAGGUACUGCUGCACCCAGAUGACUGUCCUCUGCAAUGCAUAUUUUUCCGGUUCUCCAAAGAUAGCCCCGUUCAAACUUACAUGCUGUUAACCGUGACCUAUGGACUAGCACCAUCCUCCUUUCUCGCGACGCGUACUCUCCAGCAGAUUGCGACGGAUGAAGGCGAUGCAUAUCCGUUAGCUGGUCCAUCAAUACGCAAGAACUUUUAUGUGGACGACUUCAUCGGAGGAGCAAAUUCUAUUGAAGAAGCUGUUCAGCUUCGGGGGGAGCUUUCGGAAUUGCUUGAAAAAGGUGGGUUCGUUUUAAGAAAGUGGACGUCGAACCGCCUAGAAGUUCUACAAGGACUCGAGAACGACCAGAUUGGAACUCAAUCGAGUUUGCAUUUCAGCCCAAACGAGUCCAUAAAGGCGCUAGGAAUUCGCUGGGAGCCAGAGUCCGAUCAACUGCGGUUUGAUUCCCAAAUACAGCAACGUGAAGAUCAACCCACGAAGCGGUCCAUCCUCUCCGACAUCGCUAGGCUAUUCGACCCGCUCGGACAAAUUGCACCUGUCGUUGUCACUGCAAAGAUUCUGAUGCAAGAAUUGUGGUCUCUCUCGUGCGGCUGGGAUGAUCCCGUACCGCAUGCCAUUCAACUGAAAUGGGACAACUUCCGGCGUGAGCUACCGAAGAUCGCAACUUACCGAAUCGACCGUUAUGCAUUCUUGCCGGAGGCUAGAGUGGAGCUACAUACCUUCGCCGAUGCUUCAACAGCUGCAUAUGGAGCAUGCACGUACGUCCGCUGUGAAAACGCCCUGGGAGUGGUGAAGAUUCGACUAUUGGCUUCGAAAAGUAAGGUGGCACCGCUAAAAAGACUGACCAUCGCCCGACUUGAGCUAUGUGCUUGCGUCUUGGCUGCGCAUCUGUAUAAUCGCAUCAAAGAAUCCAUCAACAUCCACGUGUCAGCAUCGUAUUUCUGGUCAGAUUCUUCAGUCUGCAUAUACUGGCUUCGCGCACCUCCUAGUUCGUGGAAGACAUUCGUGGCGAACAGGGUAUCGGAGAUACAACACUACACUCAUGGUGGCAGGUGGAACCACAUAUCUGGCUCAGAGAACCCUGCAGAUCUCGUCUCACGUGGGAUGUCAGUUGAGGAAUUUGUGAAGAAUGAGGCGUGGAAGCAUGGUCCAUCCUGGUUGGCGCACCCGCAGCAGUCCUGGCCGAUUUCGAAUCCGUCUACCGUCGCAGAAGAAAUUCUGGAAGGAAAAAACGUCGUUGUGUCCGUCCAAACGACGCCCAGCAUCAACCCAUGGUUCCUUCGGUGGUCGUCAUACAAUCGCUUGCUCCAUACAAUCGGAUACUGCCUGCGUUUUGCUGCUAAAACUCGAUCAAAGACCAGAACCCAGCCACUUGCAACCCCUCCAGAGAACGAACUCAGCCGGCAGUCGCUUACCGUCAAGGAACUUGCCAAUGCCAAUGCCCUUCUAGUCCGCUUUGCCCAGCAGGAUGCCUUUCGUGAAGAAACCAGGGAGCUUCAGCGAGGAAAUCCAGUUCCAAAAAGCUCACCAGUGCGUCGUCUAUUCCCGUUCAUAGACCCAGAGAGAAUCUUGCGAGUUGGAGGUCGGCUUAAUCUUUCUCAGCUUCCCUACCAAUCAAAACACCCUGCCCUCCUCCCAAAGAACCAUCCGUUUACUCGGCUAAUCGGCGAGCACUACCAUCGGAAACUUGUCCACGGCGGCGGGCGUCUCCUUUUGUCCACGAUUCGCGAAGAGUACUGGCCCCUGAAUGGUCGUCAUUUGGUCAAAGGCAUCGUACGAAACUGCUUCCGUUGCUCCCGGCAGCAUCCGAUACCCGAACAGCAGCAAAUUGGUCAGCUACCUGCUUCGAGGAUCAUUCCAAGUCGUCCGUUCUCCAACACAGGCGUGGAUUAUGCUGGUCCGUUGUACAUAAAGCCUAUUCACAAGCGCGCCGCGCCCGCAAAAGCUUACCUGUGCGUAUUUGUAUGCUUCGUGACAAAGGCCGUUCAUUUGGAAUUGGUUGGGGACCUUUCCACCCAAGGAUUUCUAGCGGCUUUGCGACGGUUCACCUCAAGGCGGGGAGUCCCAACCCACCUAUAUUCCGAUAAUGGGAAAAAUUUCGAAGGAGCAAAGCGCGAACUGGCCGAGCUAUUCGUCAGAUUUAAGAGCAACAACGAGCAGAGCAUAAUCGCUUCAGCUUGCUCCGAGCAAGGGAUAAUGUGGCACUUGACUCCUCCCAAGGCACCACACUUCGGUGGCCUAUGGGAAGCAGCGGUCAAGACUGCCAAGCGGCAUUUAUUUCGUCAAUUAGGAAGUACACGUCUCACUUUCGAAGCUUACUACACAAUCCUACAUCAAAUCGAAGCCGUGAUGAACUCUCGUCCUCUGCUCCCGAUGUCCGACGAUCCAAACGAUCUUGCUGCACUGACGCCGGCACAUUUCCUCAUCGGAUCGUCUCUUCAAGCCCUGCCCGACCCAGACCUCCAGCACACAUCGGUGGGCACCCUCGAUUACCUCCAAAAGCUCCAGCAACACAUCCAGAAAUUUUGGAGUCACUGGCGGUCGGAGUACCUGCAGGAGUUACUGAAGGACACCAAGCUUGCUGCACGAAACGACGAUAUUCAACCCGGACGAAUGGUCAUCUUAAUCGAUGAAAUGUUACCGACGACCCGUUGGCCACUUGCCCGCAUUACGGAGGUGCACCCUGGAAGCGAUAAAUUAAAUCGAGUUGUUAGCCUACGAACUGCGAAGGGCAUCAUCAAGAGGCCAAUCACCAAAAUUUGUCUGCUGCCGCAUUCAGAACCGAUUCCCGAAGAAGAACGACGCGAUGAUCCCACCGCUGAUCCGCAUACCAGCUCAUCAGGAGGAAUUCUCACCUAG
This is a messenger RNA of Ochlerotatus camptorhynchus, 3480 nucleotides long. RefSeq lists its product as uncharacterized. The transcript has a single exon. Gene Ontology annotation, molecular function: nucleic acid binding. Gene Ontology annotation, biological process: DNA integration. NCBI's taxonomy places the organism in Eukaryota, Metazoa, Arthropoda, Insecta, Diptera, Culicidae. The coding region runs from base 1 to 3480 and encodes 1159 amino acids. The record is from RefSeq and is a predicted model, not a curated record.